AAUAAUUAAAUCAUAUUCAAAUUUUAUCAAAUGAAUAGCUCGCGAACAUUGUUGUAUCAUCUAGAACCUCCUAUAAAUACAGAUCCUCCCCCACCAGCCCCAUUCAACGCAUCAAUCCCAGAAUCCUCUGUUGUUUAGAGCUCUCUGUUCCCUCGUCAAAUGGCGCUUCGGAAAACGCUCACGAGCUGUCCGUUGAGCGGUUACAGAUCAGUUACCCCGCCGCUGAUCACGGCUGGAAACUCUCCGAUCUCACUCCACAACAUACCCCGGCGAGAGUACGCGACCUCGCCCGAUUCCGGCGAGAGAGAAUUCUUUCGACGGUUCUUCCACCGGAGGGCUUCCGAACAGACGUAUCCGAGAUUCUCGGAGAUUUUCUCCGUGCCUGUCGGGGAAAAACUGAGAGAAAAGCUCCGAGGCAUUAACGUUUCCGGAGAUCGCCUUCGGUUGGGAGGAAUUACUCCACCUCCGCCGACGGAUUUCACGACCGGCGAAUCUUUGGCUAAGAUUUCGGUUGAAGAUGCGAGGAAGCUGUUGAUGGUUUCUCAAUUCGAGAAGCUUAAAGCAAAGAUAAGAGAGAUUCCAAAGAGUUCGAUUUCUUAUUACGAGUUUGCUCAAGUCUGCCUUGAAGGAUGUGGAAAUGAAGCUCAAGCUUUAGAUUUCGCCAAAAUGCUGGAUCAGUCAGGAAACGUCAUCGUUUUAGGGAACGUCGUUUUCCUUCGCCCGGAACAGAUGGCUAAAUCAAUGGAGACCAUAAUUUCUGAAUCGAUGGCACUCCCAAAUGACCCAAGAAGAAGAGAGCUGGAAGAAAUGGAGGAACAAAAGGCUCGAAUAGACAAAAAGGCCAAGGCUCUGGUUCGUGGUGAGCUUUAUUGUGGGCUGGGGUUCCUUGUGGUCCAAACACUCGGAUUCAUGAGGCUUACGUUUUGGGAACUGAGUUGGGAUGUGAUGGAGCCCAUAUGCUUCUUUGUCACCUCCCUUCACUUCGCCUUGGCCUACGGGUUUUUCCUCAGGACCUCCAUAGAACCCUCCUUUGAAGGCUACUUUCAACGCCGUUUCAAAGCUAAACAAAAGAAACUCAUGAAGUCCCACAGCUUUGAUAUGGAAAAAUAUAGUAAACUCCGCCAGGCAUUUUAUCCCAAUGGCUUGCCGAACUUGGAUCGUUUCUCCACCUUCAAGCAUGAAGAGGAGGCGUUCCUUUAACGCCCAUGCAAAGCAACUAGUGGAGUUUUUCUAGUACUAAUAAAAUUAUACAACACGGAAGAAAAUUUUGAUUACAUAAUAAUGUGGAUUGCCGGGGGCUUUGAUAUUUGAAUGAGAAUUUCCUUUCAAGUAUCGAAUGACCAGACCAGUUAUUUUCAAACGUUAUGGAAUGCAAGAAGCAAGAUCCACAUGCAUGGUAGUUUAAAGUUUUAACAUUACUUUAGUUGUACAGCAAAGAACGAUCUAUUUAAUAGAAGCCUUAAGUUGUUGUGUAUAUAUAUAUAUAGAGUGAGAUGAGCUAACUGGCUUUCUAUGAGGCCCAUGUGUAGGUGGGGUUGAAGACCUGAAAUUCCAGUUUUUUAGGCCAGGCAUUGGGUUAGGUCCUUCUCAAAUGAUCCUGUAAACUGGUCCACUCUUUUCUUGUGAAAAGGGAGGUUGUGAAAAAUUACUAAAAUUUCUACGA
This is a messenger RNA of Durio zibethinus, 1663 nucleotides long. Its product is annotated as calcium uniporter protein 5, mitochondrial-like. The record is from RefSeq and is a predicted model, not a curated record. Gene Ontology annotation, biological process: mitochondrial calcium ion homeostasis; calcium import into the mitochondrion. Gene Ontology annotation, molecular function: calcium channel activity; uniporter activity. NCBI's taxonomy places the organism in Eukaryota, Viridiplantae, Streptophyta, Magnoliopsida, Malvales, Malvaceae. Gene Ontology annotation, cellular component: uniplex complex.